GCGGCCUCCACACUAGCGUCGUUUCACCUCUUGAUUAGAUUCAUCCAUUCGAUUCGUUCUGCGACUUCCACCGUCUGUCUAACCUUUCCCUUCCCUUCUUCCCUAUUACCAGUCCAUCUAUCCGCUUGGAUUUCCCAUGGCUGCCGCCGUUUCUGCGCCUCCCAUCGUACCGGAUGCGAAGCCCUCUCAAGACCUAGACCAAGACCAAGGGGACCCAUCAAAUCCCUCCCGCACCACCAAUCACCCACCUGAGGCUGACCCUACUCCUCCGCAUUCCCCAAAAUCAGAACCCCUUUCACUUACAUCCCUGUCUCCUCCGUCUUUUUUCGAUUCAAUCGCCGAACUCAAAGACAUCUCCGACGCCAUCGCCGCCUUUCAUCACACGUACGAGGACCUCCGCAAUCACCUCGACUCCAUAAAGGACUCUAUCGUGUCGUUACUACCCCACGAGACUCCGGCGAUUGCCCCGUCGUCGUCUGCAAACACACCUCUGGUUCCUGAGGAAAAAGCGCUGCAGAAACAAUCGGAGCAAUAUUUCCGAAAUCCUGACCUCGAAGACCUAUGUAAAACGAUGUGCAGCCGCGGCGUCCGGAAACAUCUGGUUACGCAUCUCUCCAAUCUCCCCAAACUGCGGGAGGAAGUUCCCAAGGCGUUGAGACUGGCGCCAAACCCUCCGAAGAUAGUUCUCGAAUGUUUGGGUAAAUUCUUCUUGCAGGGAAGUAAGGCGUUUACCAGGGAUUCCCCUAUGAUUCCUGCUCGGGAGGCAUCAAUUUUGAUAUUGGAGUGCUUUCUUCUGAUGAUGGGAAUUGAUGCCGACGCCGCCGAAUCAAUAUGUAUUGAGAAGGAAAUACAGGAGGAGGCAGCGGAUGCAGCAUUGGCAUGGCGGAAGCGGUUGCUAAUGGAAGGAGGUUUAGCUCAGGCUAGCGUGAUUGAUGGUCGGGGGCUGUUGUUUUUUGUUGCUUGUUUUGGGAUCCCAUCUUCAUUUAAGAGGGAGGAUAUUCGUGACCUGUUGGUAGCCGCCAAUUCAGAGAAGGAGGAGGUUGUCACUUUGUUGAAGAAAUCUCCCUUGCUAAUGAACAAACUUCCAGAAAUCUUAGAGGGUAUGAUACAGAAUAAAAUGGAAGUAGAUGCAGUAGACCUUGCAUAUACAUUUGGACUUACCGAGAAGUUCAAUCCUCAAACAAUUCUAACUACAUUGCUCCGUGAAUCUAAAGAAGCUGGAAAAAAGCCGAAAAAGGUACCACAGGCUUCAGCUGCUACAAAUAAUGAAGCAAAUAAAAAGCACUUGGCUGCUCUGAAGUCUAUCACGAAGUGUUUGGAAAGACACAAUCUUGAUCCUGCAAAGAUCCUUCCGGGAUGGCAGAUAAACGAGAAACUUACAAGCUUAGAAAAAGAAAUCGCCGAAUCCGACAAGAAAACAGGAGAGCAAACAGCGAUUAAACGCAAAGCAUCUGAUCCCGAGCCAUCAAAGAAGCUAAAAAACCAAGAAGCGAAGCGCGCCCGGUACACUACGCCCGGUCCAAAACGACACAAGCCUAUCGGUCAUAACGAUAACAGAAGGAAUUUUACCGAUAACAUCCACGCCAAGACGUAUUCUGCUCCCCCCACUGUCAUCUAUGGAGGCCCCGGCGCAGUUUUCCCACACGGUCUAUCAGCAGCAAACCACGGCAUUCAUCAAGGGGUAGUCGUGGAUGCAUCUCCGGCACCAUUAUUAAAUCCGGCUCACAUUUUGCAUAGGGAAUCAGCCAUUAACGAAAGGUAUGCCGCCCCUCAACCAACUUCAGUAGCACUUAACGGUUUGUAUAGGGCGCCGCCACCUUCAGUGGAAGGCUUUGCUGGCGCACCUAAUAUUUCUUCGGUUCGAGGCACUGCCCCUGCCGAUCUUUAUCAGUUUGCUGAUUCAAUUGCUGAGAGCGUAUCGCGUGGUGCUGGUGCUGGCGCAGCCGUUUCCUCGGCUGUCCCUGCGUAUUUUUACCCGCGAUGAUAUGAUAUGAUAUGAUAUGAUAUGGUACGACUGCUGGCAGAUAUCUUAGGCUGAAUUCUGUUCUUGUAAGGUUAUGAAUAUGAAUUGAGCAAAUUUUUAAUUUAGAAUUACAGUGAAUUUUUGAAAGAAUUCAUGCAUGCAUCCAAU
This is a messenger RNA of Andrographis paniculata, 2131 nucleotides long. Its product is annotated as protein FRIGIDA. The record is from RefSeq and is a predicted model, not a curated record. Bases 137 to 1984 code for a protein of 615 amino acids. Lineage: Eukaryota; Viridiplantae; Streptophyta; Magnoliopsida; Lamiales; Acanthaceae. The transcript has 3 exons.